Biomphalaria glabrata is the source of this 910-nucleotide messenger RNA. RefSeq names its product apolipoprotein D-like. The transcript is spliced from 6 exons. The coding region runs from base 175 to 780 and encodes 201 amino acids. NCBI's taxonomy places the organism in Eukaryota, Metazoa, Mollusca, Gastropoda, Planorbidae. The record is from RefSeq and is a predicted model, not a curated record. Gene Ontology annotation, molecular function: pigment binding.
CACACACGUCGAGACACGAGAAGACAUACACACGGCUAGUCUGUUUUGUUACACUUCGUUAACUUUUACAUAACGCAUAUUCAGCCUAUAUAAGCGGCUCUGUACUUUGCUGUUAAUUCCUGACAAAACCUCCUUCUAAUCCAGUGAAACUUGUGAAGUACGCCACACUGAAAAAUGCUGCUAAUUACGUCAUCACUUUGUGUGCUGUUCUAUGCUGUCUCAUUGACCAACGCCCAGCUUUUCGCAUGGUCCUAUGGACCUUGCCCAGAGAUUCCCAGGAAGCAGAACUUUGAUUUACAAAAGUAUGUAGGUAAGUGGUACAACUCUGAGACCUUCCCGGCGCCUUUCCAGUUCGCCAUGGAUUGUAUAACAGCCGAGUAUACGCUUAAGCCAGAUGGCACUGUCAAAGUAAACAACAGUGCAGUGAGAGACAUCAAAAUUUUUGGUAAAACAAUCUUCAAACAGCCUACGUAUAUCAUUGGUGAAGCCAAAGUUCUGGACCCUAGCAAACCAGCUGACCUGUAUGUCAAGUUCCCUGGACAACCAGAGUUUGACAAAACCAGAGCCAACUACUUGGUACUAGACACUGACUACGUCAAUUACAGUCUGGUCUAUUCCUGUUCCAGAUUAGCCAGUAUCUUUCCAAAAGUCGAGUUUGCUUGGAUACUGGGGCGUGUUCGCGGACAGAAACCAGCUCAGACUGACCAACUCAAAGCUUUGCUCACAAGUUAUAAAGUCAAUGUCAAAAACUUCAAAACUGUCGACUGGUCCAGUUGCUAGUAGAUGAUCGGUCCAGCUUCUAGAUGACUAGCCCAGCUGUUAGCUGACUGGUCCAGCUGUUUGAUGACUAGUCCAGCUGUAAGAGAUCCCAACGUCCAUUGUUCAUCAUAUUAUAUUUUUAAAAUCUUAA